Messenger RNA from Sebastes umbrosus (honeycomb rockfish), 2474 nucleotides. RefSeq names its product serine/arginine-rich splicing factor 1B-like. Lineage: Eukaryota; Metazoa; Chordata; Actinopteri; Perciformes; Sebastidae. The coding region runs from base 321 to 1067 and encodes 248 amino acids. Gene Ontology annotation, molecular function: mRNA binding. Gene Ontology annotation, cellular component: nucleus; ribonucleoprotein complex; cytoplasm. The transcript is spliced from 4 exons. The record is from RefSeq and is a predicted model, not a curated record.
CUCCAACGAAGCAGAAACAGAAGAAGUAGAAGAAGUCGCACCACUGAAGAAGAGCGCUUUGUUGGAGGACGGCUUCUUGAGUCGCGGCUUUACUACUUUUAGUCCUCGUUCAUUUUAAUUGUGGCGACAUCCAGCCCGACGGAUUUCAGCUGUAACGUUUGCCAAAUAGUUAACGAGUAAUUCACCGACGAUAUCUUUUACUCAGUGAACCACCUAAGCGUCAUUUUUAUCGUUUUUUCGGCCGGUGGGAGACCAGUUUAGCCAGCGUGCUAACUUCCUUAGCUAGCUCACUGUUUAUUGUUAGCUAGUUGUGUGCUAACAUGUCUAGCAGUUGCGGAGGUGGAGGUGGAGGUGUUGUUCGAGGACCAGCAGGGAAUAACGACUGUCGGAUAUACGUGGGAAAUCUCCCGCCUGAUAUUCGCUCAAAGGAUGUCGAAGACUUAUUUUACAAAUAUGGAGCCAUCCGCGACAUUGAUCUGAAAAACCGAAGAGGUGGACCGCCGUUUGCCUUCGUGCAGUUCGAGGACCCGAGGGAUUCUGAGGAUGCUGUCUCCGGCCGUGAUGGCUAUGACUACGAUGGCUACCGCCUGCGUGUUGAGUUUCCUAGAAGUGGACGGGGAGGAGGAGGAGGAGGAGGUGGUGGUGGAGGUGGUGGACCAAUGGGACAACAGAGGGGAAGGCAUGGCCCCCCUUCCCGACGCUCAGAGUACAGGGUUCUUGUGUCAGGUCUUCCAUCCAGUGGAAGCUGGCAGGACCUGAAGGAUCACAUGCGGGAGGCAGGUGAUGUAUGUUAUGCUGAUGUGUACCGUGAUGGCACCGGGGUAGUUGAGUUUGUACGCAAAGAAGACAUGUCCUACGCUGUCCGUGAAUUGGACAACACCAAGUUUCGCUCUCAUGAGGGAGAGACGGCCUACAUUCGUGUGAAGGUGGACGGUCCUCGCAGCCCCAGCUAUGGUCGUUCUCGCUCUCGCUCUCGUUCUCGUAGCCGAAGCCGCAGCAAGAGUGGGUCACGUCGCAGCAGAGGUUCUCCACGUUACUCUCCCCGCCGUUCCCACUCCCGCACCUAGAUCCACCCUAACGAAAGCAAUGGUGUGCCUCAGAGCCAGAGAGGGAAUCUUCACAUCGCUCAUCAAAAUCUCGUAUACUCACCACGGAUCAUCUCAUGUUACCUGUUUACACUGUCUUCUUGUGUGUUCCCUAUUCCCCCACUUUUUGUUGCAGUUUUCUUUUUUUAGUUUUCAUUUUUGUACACAGCCCCGUCUCACUCUGUCUUCCUUUUCCCCUUCUCGCCAUCAAUUUCUGCAAACCAUCUCUCACCCCUUCCUAUACUUUUUCUUCUGCUUGUCCUCGUACGCUUUGUUUCGUUUGGAAAGAUUUAACUUCUUUUUAAGCAUAUACUACUGUGCUUUGACCCUCUUGUGUGUCUCUCUGUAGAGUUCAGAGGAACAGGAUAGGAUGGGAACAGAGGAAACAGUUCAUAUUAAGAUAAACAGGAGGAGGAGUCAAAUAUGGCACCAAUGGUAUGAUGGCUGUGCCUUGUCAACUGUGAAAUCUGCAUUAUAAGGCUGUUCAGUUUGUUUUCCAUACACAUGACAAUAGAGUGCCGUUGUUGAAUGUUUUAAGUUGUAACAAGUUCUGUAUACCACUUUGUAUUUGGAGACCCAAAGCUUGUUUUUGUUCUUUUUUGCAUUUGCUUGUCUUUUAAUCUCCAAAGUAAAUCUUAGUUGUUUAGUUGUUUGGGACUGAUUCUAGAGGGUGUUCCCUGUUUUUUCUCAAAGUAAACUCCCUCGUAGAUGCAUUUAUUGACAUUAUUUUAGUAUUUUCUGAAGGUGUGAUUCUAACUUGCCUCCUUCUCUUUGGUUCUGCUGGUAUUCUGAAGGUUUGGACUGGGCUCAUUGUCCCCCCAUUCCGGAGCUGGAUCAGGAUUCAGGAUCAGAUCAGGAUUAGGAUUAGGCUUCAGGAUGGAUACAUGGAUCAGGAGCAUGGGAGCAUUUUACCAGGAGAGGAUCCUGACCCCCGGCCCUGUCACAUAACCCCAUCAAACUGGAAAUAGGGAAAUAUUCAAACUAAAUUGGCUUUCAAAUGAUCCAAAUUAAUUUUUUUUUCCAUAUUGUGUGGGACCUCAGAGACACAAUUACUGACGGCACUGUGACAAGCGAUUAUUUUUCAGAUUUUUGUUUUUCAAAAUUCUAAAAAAGAAGAGCAAAGCUCAGCUCAAAACCAGGAGGAGGGCUGGGAGGUGCAGGAUGGAUCCACACGCUUAAGGAGAGUGGUAAAUAGUGGGCGACCAUUAACAGCGGAGGAAGGGGGAAAGGGGAGGACUGGGACGCGACAAGGGAAUGUGACCUUAAUGUGGUUUGUAUCUUUUUCUUAGGUCAGUCUUUUGCUGCAGAGGAUGAUUUCUGAUUUUCUUAAGUAUAAUCUCCAGUACCCUAAAGCUUUAUUCUCUUUUAAUAAAACUUUCAAUAACAUAA